AUGCGCAGUGCCUUAGAGCCAGGUCAUUCAAAUGAUCCUGCUAGUGAUCGAUUCAGAGCUGUCCUUCGGGCGGCCCUCAAGUUAGCAAAAGCAAAGCGACAGCAGAAUCCUAACGCCUUUAUAUUCGUUAGUAUCUUUGGUCUACAGACGUCUAAAGAGUACCCUAGCCCUCCCGCAGCGGACCUAUGUGGCAUCACAGACGCUCUGCUAAACGACUCAGGAAGCAAUUCUUCCAGUCAUAAUCUUCUCAUCGCUCGUACAAAUGCGAAUAACAUGUCCCAUAUAUCAAAAUACAUCAAGACAAAACUCACCUGCCAAGAGGCUCAAAUCAUCAACACGCAUUUAAAACUACAUCCUGACCAAGUGCAGGUAUUCGUUAACGCCAUUCCACCUGAAGCUGAGGUAAACAAGUUACGCUCGUUAACUCGAACAGGUGGUGCAUCUAUUGGCACAGCCCUCGGUUUCGCCGCAUCAAAGUUCAUCCCCGGGGGGACCCUGGUUGUGGAUGCUGCAAAGUCGAUUGGUUCAGCGGUUGGUUCGACCGUUGGUGAUUCAGUUGAAGACUCAAGAGUCGACAGAUCUGAGGCUUUGGCCCUAGCCAGACAUAUCCAAAGGGACUGGCUAUCAGAUUUUACGAAUUUCGAACCUCAUCCUGUUUCUAAGGUCGUAGAAAUUCUACAGCAACUACAGGACCACGAGGAUCGUGAUCGAAGAAAUGUGCUGGAAGAUAACAACGACAACCUGUUCGACGCCAUGCGUCAAUACAUGUAUGGUCUUACGCCCAUGUGUCAUACUUUAAAAAAGGCUCUGGAUGCUUUUCGAAGCAAACCAGAAGCAGAACAUCGCAUGCUUGUACUUAUAUCGGACGGUAAUUCAACAGAUGGUGAUCCAUCAACAGCCGCUGGUGAUCUUCGAAGUGAUGGUAUAUCAAUCGCAACAGUCAAGCUGACAGACAAUCGGUCGGGUACUCAGCAGGCCUUGCAUUAUAAGACAAAUCCGCUCUGGGACAAGGGUACCCGGAACCUCUUCAAGAUAUCGACCCCUAUUCCCGGAUCAACACAUCCAGUUCCUGUCUUAGCCUCUGUUAGUUGGGCGGUUCCUUCAGCGGGAGAGAUUGCCCUAUUUUGCACGGUUUACACCGUCGCGGCAUUGGAAGAGUUCUGUUCGAUGCUGCUCUCUGCCCGAUUCGGUUCAGCAGAUGCGCUAUUAGAUAUCGUUAGUAGAAUGCGUUUUGACGAUUAUAUCAACAACGAGCAUCUUACCAUCCGACAUAAGCCUACUAACCAAGGGAAAAGGGGUAUCUGUUAUGCGCAUGCCGUAGCAUCUGUCAUGCACAUGGCUUUACUUCGCAUUAUCUCUAGAGCCGGUGGCAUUCCUUCUUUCAACGAAAUACGGGAUAAGAUUCUGUCUAAAUAUCCAGAGAUAGAAGAUGGACAACCAACUAUAGAAGUAGAGAGCGACCUAACAGACGCCGAACAACAAGCUUUCGACACUAAAGUGAACGAAGAGCUGCAUCGUCGUGCUGAGGAACACGAGAGCAUUUUCAAGCUUAAAUAUCGAUAUCCAAGAUGCAAGGACACUUCUCCACUGGCAGAAUUCAGAGGAAGUAUCAGGAGAGCUUUAUAUCCAAAAUAUCAGGGAUAG
This is a messenger RNA of Fusarium redolens, 1644 nucleotides long. RefSeq lists its product as uncharacterized. NCBI's taxonomy places the organism in Eukaryota, Fungi, Ascomycota, Sordariomycetes, Hypocreales, Nectriaceae. The transcript is spliced from 2 exons. Bases 1 to 1644 code for a protein of 547 amino acids. The record is from RefSeq and is a predicted model, not a curated record.